Messenger RNA from Cyphellophora attinorum, 885 nucleotides. RefSeq names its product N-acyl homoserine lactonase. Bases 1 to 885 code for a protein of 294 amino acids. The transcript has 3 exons. The record is from RefSeq and is a predicted model, not a curated record. NCBI's taxonomy places the organism in Eukaryota, Fungi, Ascomycota, Eurotiomycetes, Chaetothyriales, Cyphellophoraceae.
AUGGCAGGAAUCCAAUCCCAACUCGACCGCGGCGCUGUCCCAAACCACAUCUCCAACGUCUGCCCCAAAGGCACCAAAUUCCACGUCCUCGAAGUCGGCUGGCUCGAAUGUGACGAUGCCUUCGUCGUUCGCGGCGGCAACACCUCGACCUUAUCCACCAAAGACAAGUCCUUCGUCAACAAACGCCGCGAGCUCCCCUGCUACUGCAUCCUGAUCGAGCACCCCCACGAGGGCCUUAUCCUCUGGGAGACCGGCUGCGGCAAGGACUACCCCGAAGUAUGGGGACCCGCGCUGUCCGAUGUGUUCGCUCGCGUCAGGUACGAGCCCCGCCAUGAGCUGCGUGCUCAGGUGGAGGCCACGGGCAAUAAGAUAGAAAACAUUAAGAAGAUCAUCAUUGGUCACUUGCAUCUGGAUCAUGCGGGUGGGCUGGAUGAGUUCAUAGAUCGGCCGGAUGUGGAGAUCUGGGUCCAUGAUCGGGAGUUGAGGAGUGCGUUCUGGAGUGUGGCUACUGGUGCGGACAAGGGGGUGUAUCUCGAGCAUUAUUUGAAGUUGGGCUUGAACUGGAAGACGUUUGACGAUCAGACGUUUGAUUUCUGCCAGGGGAUCACGCUGCAUCAUUUGCCGGGGCAUACUGAUGGUCUCAUCGGCAUGCAAAUCAAUAUGCCUGACUCAGGCACUUACCUGUUCAUCUCAGAUCACUGCCACGUCAUCGAGAAUUGGCGAGAUGGCAUCCCACAAGGUUGGCUGGCCCGCGACCACCCAGCCUGGUUCCGCUCAACACAACGCCUCAAGCAGCUCGAGCGCACGACUCGUGGCGUUGUUGUGCCGGGCCACGACAAGGAGCUGUUCGAGAACUUGAUUGCGAAGGGGACGAGCUAUACUUGA